This is a messenger RNA of Plasmodium coatneyi, 1842 nucleotides long. RefSeq lists its product as uncharacterized. The coding region runs from base 1 to 1842 and encodes 613 amino acids. Gene Ontology annotation, cellular component: nucleus. Gene Ontology annotation, molecular function: zinc ion binding. Gene Ontology annotation, biological process: regulation of DNA-templated transcription. The transcript is spliced from 3 exons. Lineage: Eukaryota; Apicomplexa; Aconoidasida; Haemosporida; Plasmodiidae. The record is from RefSeq and is a predicted model, not a curated record.
AUGGAUGAAAAGGAUAAGUACGCAAAUCAUAUAAGGAGAAAAAUCAUAAAAUUUUUUAACCUGAAAAAUGAAGAGCUCGAUCCCAGUUACAUUAAAUCUAUCCUAAACUGUAAGUCGUACGACUUGUAUGGAUCCAUCUACCUCCUCAAUGAAUCGUUUUACGAAAAUGGAAGAAAUGAAAAGUGCACCCUCAGUACUGUAAAGAAGUUUACCCAAGAUUUGGUAGACGACAGGAAGAAGUUUAUAUCCUCUAGUGAGGACGACUCGGUUGGUAGGGCAACACAGGGGGGCGUCUCAUAUGGGCAUACUACCAACCAUGGCACUAUCGCAGGUGAUAGGCUACCAGGCAAUACCGUGGAAGGGAAAACCAUCAACAGCUACUUUGAGGAGGUUUUUAAGAGGGAAGAUGUGCAACCUAGUAGGAAAGGAACAAGCGGGGUGAUGCGGAGUGAGGAUAAACGUGGGAAGGUAAAAAAGGUCGGACAAAUGGGAGGAGACCAAAAGAAGGAUCAACCGAGGAGAAGCACCAACGAUGCUGCCACCUAUGGUGGAGGGCAGCCCCUCGAUGUGGCAGUAAGGCUCGCAAACGAGACAGGACCAAAAGAAGUACCGACAAAAGGGAACAAAGAGAAAAACAGCAAACGGGGGGAUCACUUCCCAAAUGGGGUAAACCCCCAAAAAGGAGAAGGAAAAGAAACACAACAGAACAGUGGAAAAAAAUUGGAAUUGGUUGAGAAUAAGUGUAAAGACCGUCCCAUCCAGUUAGAGGAUGACCAAGCAAAGUCCAAAAUGAAGUCUAAUGAGAAGGAAGAAAGUGACUACUUCGAAUUCUUCAACAUGAAGAAAAACUCCUACUCAUUAAAGACAGUUAUAAAUUUCAUCGAAAAUGAACAAGCCAAAGGGGAUGAGCAGGGCGAGUACGAAAAGGAGAAACAGAAAAAAGAAAAAAAAAAAAAAAAAAACACUCAUAUUUGUACAUGCAAUGGAAGAAGCCAUCAGGUAUAUGCCAACUGCUUAAUAUGUGGGAAGAUUUACUGCGCGAAAAUAAAAUAUAGACAAUGCCUCUUCUGUGGGAACGUCCUGUACGAUUCGUCUCUGAUUAAUAAGCUGUUUACCCCGACAGAGGAUGAUGAAAAUGCCCACAAGAAGAUCCUUACAACGAUGAAAACCUCCAACCCCUUUCUCUACAAAAACUACUUCGAUUCUAGUAAUGCCUUCCUCAAGAAAGCCUUCAACCUGAGGGACAAAAUGCUGAGAAAUUCAGCCAACGAGGAACACACAAAAAUAAUAGACGACAGUAUUGACUGGUUCGAGGAUGACAUCAAAAAGGAGUUUGACAACCCCGAUGUGCAUUUUUCCAAUUAUGACGAUGAAGUAAAAAAUGAAAUAAUAGAUAAGUACUACGAAAUUUUUGGGAAGAAACAUGGUGACAUAAAUAUCGACAUCGACCUGGUGAACAUGAAAAUAACGGAGAACAAAGACCACGCGAAGAUUAAAGAGUUCAAUGAUUACCUCAACGAACGAGAAAAUGACUACCGGAAUGAAAUGGCACUGAAGAAGGCAAAUGAUAUUAACGCCAGUAACGUCCACAAUUACUUAGCUAAUAAGGAAAGAAAAAAUUUGAAUUACAUAAAAGAUUUGCGCAAGUUAUUUUUUCGGGACCCCUCUCGGAAGGCAGACACUCCAGGGGGAGGUACCUCUACCGAUGCGGAUGUCGCGGGUAGCAUAGCGCCACCUACAGAACAGCAGAAAAACACAAUUGUACAAAUGAAGAAGGCAAGUAAGAAAUACAAAUGCCAUGUGCUCGGCGAAAGUGACGAGGAGUACGAACACGUGGCGUGA